AGGUGGCGUAAUGCACAUCCAAUUUUUGCAAACGCCAUUAUGCCAGAGAAGAAGAUGCCUGGCAAGAGUGAGGCGCGCAAGGGACGAUACAUAUUCUAGUCACUCUCGUCGAUUUUGUUCGUGUUAUGGAAAAACGUAAACUUCAUCUAAGAAAUAUGUUACCUGAAUGCCUUUGUCCUUUACAAUGGAUUCACCUGCUGCAGUUUUUUUCCGGUGACUUAGUGCGAUAGUUUAAAAAACUAGUUGAUUUCCAGGAAUAUUUAUGCAAUAUAACUGCUGUGACGAAGAAAUUAGCUAGUAACGUUAGCUAGCUAACCUUGCUUCUUGUUAGCUAGGUAACGGGCAGAUAAGGAAUUAUUUCUGCAAUUGUGGUUGGCUAGUCCGUACCUAGCCGGUUAAACAAUCUAGAACUGGGGACCAUAAUCCAAAAAGUCAAGGAAAGUCGCUUGUCGAAGAGUUGUUGAGUCCUGCGUUCUCGGCAGGGGUGUCCCACACACAGUCAACAGUCAAGCCGGGAGAAAAACACCCCAGCUGCUAGCUACCUGGUAGCUACCACCACAACGGGCCUUGUUGCUGAGGCGACAAUGCUUGAAAUAAUGUCUGAACACCAAGAUUCGUUAUUGAAGUGCAAAACGGAGACUCUGCCUCCAGAGAGGAGAAAGAGGACCGUCGAAGACUUUAACAAGUUCUGCAACUUUGUCUUGGCAUAUGCAGGCUAUAUCCCCAAUCCUAAAGAGGAAGGUCCGUGGUCGCCAGCGUCCUCCAGCUCCCCACACAGCUCAGGGGCAUCGGGAGAAAGUGGAAGCGGCGGCAGCUCUGGGGGGGCCAGCUGGGGAGACGGAGGCAAUGACCUGCACACCAUCCACACGUUUGUCCACAAGGCUCGUGCCAACAAGGGUAAGAGCAUGCGCCACAUGCACUCGGACAGCUCCCUGCUGGACAAGAUGCGGCUGAAAGACUCUUUGUACGACAGCCAGGCUGCCAGCAAGGCAGAGCGCAAGAAGGACAAAAAGCUCAAAAAGUUGUCAAUGGGUUCCGCCAUUGGUGGUGCGGCUGACAGCGGGAGCAGUGGCGGUGAGAAGAGGGCCCGCAUCAAGCGCAGCAAAAAUCCCAAGCAGCCCAAAGCCCUCAAGAAGCUUAAGAGCUCGGCCACCCAAAGUGAGACAGACUCUGAGACCGGCCACGCCCACCCCGGGGAGCGCUCGGUCCAAGAGCACCUGACAGGGCACAGUGUCUCCUCCCCAGGGAUGCAGGGGCUGGCCAAGAUGCAGGCAGGGAUGCAGGGGCUGGCCAAGAUGCAGGCGGAGGAGUCCAACCGGGACGCAGAGAUAAGUUCGAGCGAAGGUGAGACAUGGAUAGCCGACGAGGACAUCAUGGUGGAGUCAGGUGAUGACUCUUGGGACUUGAUCACCUGUUACUGCGGCAAGCCGUUUGCGGGGCGACCGAUGAUCGAGUGCAACCAGUGCGGAGUGUGGGUCCAUCUGUCAUGCGCCAAGAUCAAGAAGUCCAACGUCCCUGACAUCUUUUACUGCCACAAGUGCAGGGACACGCGACGGUCGGGGCCAAAGAAAGACCCCUAAAGAUAGAGGGGUGGGAGGGACAAAAUCCCUCUUAUAUCCCUUUUCAAUCUACCCUUUUUUUCUGUGUACUAUUACAACCAAGUUUUUUUUCUGCAAUGCCAACAGCUGAUUGUUAACCCUCAUCUGGACGGCAACUGUAUUAUUAGUUUUUUUCUAGGUGUUUUUUUGACAAUCACCAUCCCCACUUAUUCAUGUAGGUUCUUUGUCAUGUUCUGCCUCUGUGAAAACUGUACUAAAACAGGAAGACAUUGGAAGGAGAUCUUUUUAUUAUCUGUAACAUACAAAUAGACACACUUUUGCUCCGUAGUCUUACUAAAUUGAGACUGGCUUCCUUUUUUUUCUUCAUUGAAAUGCUAAGGCAACCAUACAGAGAUCCAUUUCCUGGCUUUUACAUUAAGGUCAUAGCAUAAGGUGCAUGACAUGGUAUAGAUAAUUAUUUAUUUACAACAUUUGAUGGGCUGCUUUUCUGUCAACGUUCAAAGGAAAAAGCUAGUAUUUUAUAAUGGUACAUCCACUUUUGUCAGACCCUCUGUAACCAGUGUUCAAUGCGACUGCCACACCAUGGCAGAGGCACAACAAAAAAAUAUUUUUAGGUCUAGAAAGGGUCUCUCGUGUUGUUUUUUUGCUACUUUUUUCUUAUGUAAGCUUUCAAUUUUGGCAUUUGUUUAUUAGUUUCUGUCUUACACUCAGUACCGCUUGCCAAAGUGUUAAGCCCCUAUAGGAUUUCUCUCAUCAGAGGUUUUCUGAUUGAAACAAUACCAUAUCAAAUUUGAAUGGUUCGAUCUAUUCCAUAGAAAUAUGCACAAACUUGUGCUACAACAGUGCCCUAAAAGUCAAGCCCAAACCAAACACCCCUUUUUUUGUGGUUAUUUCAUUUGAAAGUUAAUUGCUUUUGGCAAUUGCUAAUACACUAACUUUUAAACUAAGGUCUGUGCUGUAAAGUUUUUAGAUCCAGCCCAUAACCAGUAAAUGCAUUUUUUUUUGUCAACUGGUGCAGUAUAAGCUUUGAGGAGUGGGUCAACAUCUGCUACAUCACCACUUGAUUACUUUGAGUUCCCUCUGCAUGACAAUGGAAUACCAUGACUACCCUUUGGUUGCGGUUUGACUUGGCGACAGACUUCAAAAUCCUCCAAUGCUUGUUCUGUGCUUUUUUUGUUGUUUUUAUUCACAUUUGUGCGUUUUGUUUUUCAUUAGAGACUUCUGGUUUGGGAGAUUGACGUGAUUGUUGUAAACUGUCGUGACGGAAAAAGUUGGAGCCAUUUCACCUUGUAGAAGUGGCUUGAACAUCUUUUUGCAUGAAUGGUUGUAAAAUAUAUAUUUUGUAUUUCAUGUUAUUAUUUUUGUUUAAAAGUUCAGAAAACUCUAGUUGAGAUUUGUUUCCAAAUCAGAGAACAUACAAAUCCCUCACCCUCAUAAUUCUCAUUCGUGAAACAAAGUAGACUGUUUGUAUUGUACAGAAAAGUAAGUUGAUAUCACCAGAGUUGUGGCAGGUCCUUUUAUGUUGGUUGGUUUUACCUUGCUUUUUGUUGGUGGGAGAGUCAUGUUUAGUCCCCAAAAAGCAAAUGCACUCUCUCCACCACCCUUCGAUUCUCUGUAUAUACCCUGUUCUUCGAUAACUGUACAUAUUUGAAAGUGAAAAGAGAGGAAAAGAAAGCCUAGCAGAUGUUAUAUUUUCGGCCUCUGGUAUUGUUUUUCUUUAACUGUAGCUUGAAAAAUAAAAUCUUUUUUGGGGAUCA
Oncorhynchus kisutch (coho salmon) is the source of this 3316-nucleotide messenger RNA. Its product is annotated as PHD finger protein 23B. The record is from RefSeq and is a predicted model, not a curated record. Lineage: Eukaryota; Metazoa; Chordata; Actinopteri; Salmoniformes; Salmonidae. Gene Ontology annotation, biological process: negative regulation of autophagosome maturation; positive regulation of protein ubiquitination; negative regulation of autophagosome assembly. Gene Ontology annotation, cellular component: nucleus. The transcript has 5 exons. The coding region runs from base 585 to 1580 and encodes 331 amino acids.